GCUUUUCAGAUUAGAUUGCUUGCUUAAAAGUGAUACGAUUGCACCUGUUAGCGAGCCCAGCAAACUGUUACAAGGGUCAACUUCUUUUGGUCCUUUGAGCUCAAAUAAUAAAGCAAGUGAUUAAGUUCCCAACUUAUAUCUUUCACACAACUACAGCGCCAACCGUGAUAACUGUGACACCAUGGACAUCCAAUUCCAGAUUCGUCAGAACGCGAUGGAAAUGCAGGAGUACAUGAAGGACCUCUUCGAUUGGCAGAAAUCCAUUAAGAAAAAAGAACGAGCGUUAGCAGCCUCUGGUGGAGCUGAUCAAGCCACCGCACCAGCACCAAGGGGCCGCGCCAGCGGAGCCGUGGCACCUGCUCCAGCGGAGCUCAUGCAGCCAGCGCUAGGCCCCAAGGCCGCAAGCUCAACUCCGAAACCAAAGCCAGCUACCUCAUCUUCCAGCAAGCAGGGCGCGAAGGAACCCAUCGCGAAAACUGCCGCGGCACACACCUACUCCUCCUACCAGAAGUGGGAUAAGUUCGAUGUGGACGCCGCGCUCGCAUCAGACGACGAUGAGAAUGCCGCUGCCAGAUCCCCCAGCAGCUCUAGCAGCAGCCGACAAAAGUCCACCAAAGCCGCUUCCACUGCCAGCCCUGCUGGUGCCGCCAACAAGCCAAGUAGCACAACCACCACCACCAACAACAGCAGUACCGCCACUGCCACCACCGCUUCAACCGCUACGCGCACACCCCAACCACCCGCAGCAGCAUCCUCUCCCGCCGCUCCUGCUGCUGCUGCUCCUCCUCCUCCCGGCAUCACCCUCACCGCCCACGACCCCUCCCAGCCUCAGGGUGACGACCUGCUGCGACCCGUCGCCACCACUCGCACAAACGCCCCCAAGAGCGUUCCCACUGCACCCCCUGCUACCACCGCAGGAGCAGCAGCAGCCGGCGCUGCCGCUGCUGCUGCCGCUGCUGCUUCAGCAACCACCACCACCACCACGGCUGCUUCACCCACCGGCCACGCAGCAGCAGCAGCAGCGCCGCUGCCGCCCAUUCGCAACAGCCAGCCCACCACCGCGGAUGCCUGGAGGGCCCGCGGCAACGACCUGUUCAAAGCCGGCGAGUACGACAGCGCGUUCGAGUGCUACAGCCGCUCGGUGGAGCUGCAGCCCACGUGUCUGGGGCAUGCGAACCGGGCCAUGGCGUUGCUGAAACUCGGCAGGUGGCAGGACGCUGUCGCCGACUGUACGGCAGCCAUCUGCCUGGACCCCGCCUACGUCAAGGCCUACCAGCGCCGUGCAGCAGCCCACCGGCAGCUGGGGUCGGCGCUGCAGGCGGCUCGAGACUGGGAAGCGGCGUUGCGGCUGGAGCCGGAGAACCGUGCCUCCGCAGCGGACCGGGAUGCGGCCCUGGAGGCGCUGUGGGAGGAGC
Messenger RNA from Astrephomene gubernaculifera, 1415 nucleotides. The record is from the annotation of a GenBank genome assembly. NCBI's taxonomy places the organism in Eukaryota, Viridiplantae, Chlorophyta, Chlorophyceae, Chlamydomonadales, Astrephomenaceae.